AUGAGCACAUAUUACAGCGGCGGUGCUGGCAACACCGGUAGCGGCAAUGGCUCAAAUGGCGCGGCGGUCGGCCCCACAUCGGGAGCCGGGGAUCUAUCCGCACCGGCCCAAGCUCCGAAAAGAAGAGAGUACGGCUCCAUGAUGAACAGAUACAUCCACGACACUACCACCCAAGUAUCGGAUCGGGUUUCGGGGCAUCAGGACCCGAUCAGCAACGACCGUCAUAGGCUGGAGGUGUUGCAGAGAGUGGAAAGACGGAGAUGUGAGGCUGAGAGGUUGGCGAGGAUUGCGAGAGGGAAUUGA
Neurospora tetrasperma FGSC 2508 is the source of this 303-nucleotide messenger RNA. RefSeq lists its product as uncharacterized. NCBI's taxonomy places the organism in Eukaryota, Fungi, Ascomycota, Sordariomycetes, Sordariales, Sordariaceae. The transcript is spliced from 2 exons. The record is from RefSeq and is a predicted model, not a curated record. The coding region runs from base 1 to 303 and encodes 100 amino acids.